This is a messenger RNA of Mya arenaria, 7573 nucleotides long. RefSeq names its product early endosome antigen 1-like. Lineage: Eukaryota; Metazoa; Mollusca; Bivalvia; Myida; Myidae. The coding region runs from base 143 to 5512 and encodes 1789 amino acids. Gene Ontology annotation, molecular function: microtubule motor activity; microtubule binding; ATP binding. Gene Ontology annotation, biological process: microtubule-based movement. The record is from RefSeq and is a predicted model, not a curated record. The transcript is spliced from 44 exons.
UAAAGGGAAACAGAAGUUUAUUUAACUAAAUCAGUAGGGGAGGAGAUCUUGGUACAGUCACAAGUUUUCCUUUGUUUUAAAAGGGAUAUAUCAGGCGGCUUUUGGAAGAUUGAUCAGUUUGUCUACUUUCCUGCUGGUCAGGAUGGCAACCAAAGAGAAAGUGAAGAAAAAGAAGAAGGUCCAGUCCCCAGCAGUUAAAAGAAAGACAAAGGCAUCUCCUCUGCAUGUUCCUGUGGUCAAUGAUUCUAGGGAUGAGGAAGUAGAACCAGAAAUAUCUCAGGAGCAGGAUGUCCAGGGCUCCCAGGUGUCCGUCCGCUCAGCUGUUGAUGACAACAUAAAGGACAAUACUGUCCAGAAUGGUUCUGGAAGGCAACAAGCAAGUACAAAAAGCCCUAAAGCAAGUUCCUCAGACAGUAAAAAGCCAAAGAAGGAUCAUGUUGAGCAGAAGCUUGUGAAGGGUCGGGGGCAAAAGGAGUCCCUUAGUGACCCCCCACGGUCAAUGUCACCAGUGACUGCUGUCCAGGUGACCAAGAUGUCCACGCAGGGCAGCACUGUGUCCCUCCGCUCUAACCACUCUAGAGCAUCCAAAGAGGCCUGGGUAGAAAGAAGUGAAAAUGAAGUGAAAGUGGAGGUGGAAGAAGACAGUGCAGAGAAGCAUGCCUACAUUCCGUACCUGUACGCACGCAACUGCAUCGCCAAGAUCACAGAGGACAUGAAAGCUAUGAAGACAAACCACAUCAUCAUUGUGGAGAAUAUACAGGAACAUUACAGUGACAUCGAGACCGAGACUCAGGAGCAGUUCAACAUGUUUGUGCUGUGUAUACGCGAGGAAUACUCAAAGAAACGUAACACGUUCCGACAGGUGAUCGAUGCUCACCAGGUUGAGCUGGACAAGAAGGAAAAAUACUGGAAUGAAAUGCUUACGAGUCUGGCAGAGCGUAACAACCGUCUGUUGAAGGAGAAGAAGAUGCUGCUGGUCCACAGCAAGACAGAGAUAGAGAGGCUGGAGAGGGAAAAGGAGGAGCUUGUCCAGCAGUACGCAGAUGAAGGGGCUCACAGGGGAGCACUUGUAGCUGCUGUCCCCCAGGCAUGGGAGGAAGAGAGGAAGGUUCUUCAUGACCAGCUGGAAAGUGAAAAGGCUACAGUGGCUAGUCUGCGGUCUCAACUUGCAUCACAGGGGCCUGUUGCCAUGGCGCAGGUUACCUCCGGAGGCGGAGGCAUGUCCGAUGUGGCCAGGGUGGAGUCUAAGCAGAUGAGCGCUGCAGGGGCUGGCUUCUCAGGAGGGGCUCUCGCAGCAGCAGGGGCCAUGACAGCUGCUCGGGACAACAAGCAACAGAUGGAAAAGGAGAGACAGGAGAUUGAAGAUGAGCGAGCACAGUUUUCCGAGGAUCGGGCAAAGUUUGAGGAGGAAAGAGAGAUGUUUGCAGCAGAGCGAGCACAAUGGAUGGGUCAGAUAGCUCAACUGCAGACUGAACUGGGGGAGAAAAGUGUGAGUGGAAAUGAAUGGCAAGUAAAACAUGACAUCAUUGCGGGUCGACUGGCGGAGGUUGGAGACAUCCAGGCGAAGUACCUCCUUCUGGAGAGUCAGUACCAGGCGCUUGCCGCUAUUGUCAAGGACACUGACACUAGUUCCGCUACCAAGGCCCAGCUUGAGAAGAAUGGUGAAGAGAAGAAGAUGAUGGAGGGAGAGAAGGCAUCGCUGGACAAGGAGAUCACACAGUGGGAAAAGCAGUUUGAAAAGGCCAACAAGAGAAAACCAACUGACGAUGACAAGCCGGACAGUAUUCAGGAGAUGUACACAACCCGACAAGAAGUGGAGUACAUGGUUACCUCACUGGAGCAGAAGGAGAAGACCCUGCGACAGGUGGAGAGUGGCUCUGUGCCGGACGUGCCUGAUGUCACACACAAACCAGUAGAUACCAAAGAGCCAGAGGUCGUCACUGUACAGGUGAAAGUGCCCGACCCAAGCAUUGUUGAGGCCCUGGAAAAGAGCCAAGGGGACAUUAUUGAGGUCAGAGUGGAAGUCACCAAGCUACAGGAGCACAUAACUCUGCUGCGCACCGAGAUCAGUCAACAAAACACGCAGAUACAAACACAGAUGACACAUAUAGCAGAGCUGGAACACCAGAUUGCUUCGAUGCAGGCUGAGGGUGUGGUCGGUGGCGGAGUUAUGGUUGGGGGUACCAGCGUCUCUCAGGAGGAGCUCGAAAAGCUGAAGGAGGAGAACCGGAACUUGCGCCGUGACAUGAAGAAGAUCCUGAAGCAGUACGAGAGGCUUGCUCAGAGCCAGGCAGACAAGGGGGUACCAGCAAGUGUGGCCGAUGAUGACACCAUAGCAACCCUGGACAACAAGAUUGCUGAUCUGGAGGCUGAAAACGAGGCUCUGAAAGAUGAACGCCUCAUUCUGCGGGAGAAGGUCAAGACCAUCACAGAGACAAUUACAGUGACACACUUUGAGGACAACAAGAAGGCUGUGGAGGAGAAAGACAAGAGAAUCAAUGAUCUUUUAAAAGAGUUGACAAAGCUGCGUGAGAUGAAUGUGUCCAUGGCGAAGGACAUGAAGAAGAUGGUGAAGUCCCACAUGAAGACAAAGAUACGCAUGGACGAACUCAUCAAUGCAGAAAAGGCUGCCAAGCUCCUGGAAAAGGUUGCCAUGCAGGUGCAUGACAUCCACAGUGAGGUUCCACCAGCGGCAGUGAUGGUGAAUGACCGGUUGGAGGAUUCACUGACCAGAGUGACCAGCACCAAACUCAUACUGGACAACAAGCAGGCUGCCUACCAGGCUUGGCUGGACACAUAUCAGAAGAAACAUGGCAAGGCGCCUGGCAAGGGUGACAGAACUGUUACUUGGAGGCCAUAUACAAUUGAAGAAAGUGUUGUAAUGAGAUUGUAUCUUGGGGACGCAUUGGGUGAGGAUAUACACGAUGACUGGGAGCAGGCUAAACAUGACUACAAGGAGGCCCACCUGCUCAUGUCCGCGCUACAGAUCAUGAAGUCCGGGGAUGUGUCCGAGGCCGUGGGGCAGGACGACACAGAGUCAAAAGCUGAAAUUGAGAUAGUUAAUCUGGAGAAGGCACUAGCUUCCGCAGACAAUCGACUGCUUGACCUUGAGGCAUCAAACAAGAAUGUGAUCAAUGAGCGUGACCGCUACAAGGAGAAGGUUGAAGAGCUGGAGAAGAUGCUGGAGGAUGCUGGGAAACAGAUAGACUUCAAUGCCACUCUGCUUGCUGACUCACAGAGCACUGCUGAGUUGACAGAGCAACUUGGAGAGCUCCGGAAGAAAUCAGACAAUUUUGAGGCGGAGCUAAUGCAGGAGCGCAUGUCGCACGUGAGCACGAGGGAUGAGUUGGAGACGCUCAGGAAACAGAUGGAUUCACUCAAGGAGGAGAUGGCCAAUGAGAAACAAGGACUGGAUGCCAAACUGGAGGCAUCCAGGAGUGAGAUGCAGGCACACAUCACACUUAAAGAGGAGGAGCUGAGUGCAAAGAAAGCUAGAAUUGAGCAGCUGGAGUCCGAGAAACUCUCCAAGCUGCCUCCAGACACGGCCGCAGAGAUGAAGGCACUGCAGGACAAACUGCGAGAACUAGAGCAGGAUUCGAGCAGUUCCAAGUCGUCAACGGCUACCCAGAAUGCCAAGAUGGCCGAGCUGGCUGCGGCCCUUGAGGUUGCCACAAAGAAUCUGGAAACCAUUCGUGCUCACAACAGGGAACUGGAGGUGAAGGUCAAGGCUGGACGCCAUGAGAAGGACAAGGAGUCUAAGCGUGUUUCCCGCCACAUGGAAGAGAAACAGCAGAAGGCCUCAACUGAGGACAAACAGCGCAUACAGCUCCUCGUGAAGCGUGUUAAGGAGCUUGAGAACCAGCUCGGGAAGGGAGUGGCUGUAGCUCCUGUUGCCGCAGCAGGUGGUGUAGGGGCAGACAAGGGUGAUGUGCUCAAGCUACGUCGGGAGAUCAAGGACCAGGCUGCUGAAAUCAAGCGUCUUGAGAAAGAAGUGCGACUGGCAGGGCCAGGUGGGGGUGGGGGUUCCGCCAAGGAUCAGGUCGCAGAGAAACACAAAACUGCGAAGCAAGAAAAGGUAUUGAAAGAGAUGGAGAAGCGAAUGGACAUGGAGAAAGAAAGGACUGCCCAGAUGAUGGCCGGACUCCAGGCUGCCGACGCUGAGAACAGUGUUCUCAAAAAGGAACUUGAGGCCAAGGAGAAGAAUGUAGCUAAGCUGACAGCAGAGUUGAAGACAAUUGGUAUGGCUGCUAAAGAAGGAAUAGAGGCUGCUGCCAAGGUCAAGGAUCUGCAGCACGAGAACAAGAAACUGGGUGACGAGAAUGUUGUGCUAACCAAGAACUUUGAGAGCGAGAGGGUGUUGCGCAAGAAGUACUACAACAUGGUAGAGGAUAUGAAGGGGAAGAUCCGUGUCUACUGCAGGGCCAGGCCUAUGAGCAAGACAGAACUUGACAGGGGUAACAAGAGUGUUUUGAGCACUGCUGAUGAGUACAGUAUUGCGGUGAAUGCUAGCCGAGGUCUGAAGGAGUUCCAGUAUGAUCAGAUAUUCAUGGAAGACUCAACACAGGAGAAGAUCUUCGAGGAUUCUAAUAACCUGAUUCAGUCAGCCAUGGACGGUUACAAUGUAUGCAUUUUCGCAUACGGACAGACAGGGUCGGGGAAGACAUUCACCAUGAUAGGAGACAGGGACCAGAAAUAUCCAGGCGUUGCUCCUCGUGCCUUCAACAGGAUCUUCGAUCUUGGUGAUGAAAUGAAGAGCAAGUUUACCCUGCAUGUGGAGACGUACAUGAUGGAGUUGUACAAUGACAAACUCAUUGACCUGUUUGCCCGCCCUGCUACCUCUGAAGAUAAAACGCGGAAUUGGAUGGACCUGAUGGAUGAGAAGUUGGAGAUCAAGAAGGACAAGAAGGGGAUGGUUUUUGUGCAGGGGGCUGUUGUGAAGAAUGCACGCAAUGCCAAGGAGCUUUUUGCCCUGUUUGAGGAGGGAUCCGCAAACAGACACGUCGCCUCAACCAAGAUGAAUGCUGAGAGCUCUCGAUCCCAUCUCAUCAUUGGUAUCAUCCUGACGUCCACCAACAAGAACACUGGAAAUGUCACCAAGGGCAAGCUGAGUCUGGUGGACUUGGCGGGCAGUGAGAGAGUGGCUAAGACCCAGGCUGGUGCUGAACAGCUUAAGGAGGCCAUGUCCAUCAACAAGUCCCUGUCUGCUCUCGGUGAUGUGAUAUCGGCCCUGAGCAGCGACCAGCAGUUUAUCCCGUACAGGAACAACAAGCUCACUAUGCUCAUGCAGGACUCACUCGGAGGGAACGCCAAGACGCUCAUGUUUGUCAACAUCUCCCCUGCCGACUACAACAUGGAGGAGACUGUUAUUUCACUCACGUAUGCUUCAAGAGUGAAAUUGAUCACCAAUGAUGCUUCCAAGAAUGCAGACAACAAGGAGAUAGCAAAACUGAAGGCGAUUAUAUCAAAGAUGAAGAAGGGUGAGACUUUAGAUGUGGAUUUGGAGGAGCUGUAGAAGGAGGGAGGCCCUGUCCCAGUCCCUGGUUUUCUGAGGACCUGCAUUAAUUUUUGAAGCGCAUAGUACCAGGAAGGUAGUAUGACCAACAUGGGGUGAAAUAGUGGACAAAACAGACAACCAAGUCCAAAAUGACUGAAAAUCAUCAGCAGGGAGGCCCAGCAAGGUGGACCACCAAUAUGGGAUUGGAUCGGGACAUAUCAAAUGACCAAUGACUAAACUACUGCAAAUCAAACUAAUACAGCAUUACUUUGUCAAGGCACUAACUGUCUCAAUAAGCACUAUACGUGACUUUAGUCGUUUUUUAUUUGUUAUUAUAUCUUUCUUUUAAUUAGCAUAUCAAUUGUUGCUGUGCGAUUUUCUUUUGGUUUUUAAAUCAUGAUGAUAUUCAUUAAUCACCUUUCUUUUGCUUCUGUUUAAUCUGACAUAUUUUUCCAUGUAUCUGUGAUACUUGUGUUGUUUACCAUAUCAAAGUUUUAUAUUUUCCAAUGAUGGGCUUUACAGUUCCAUGUAAACAAUUAUCAUGUGCUUUCCAGGCCAUUUUAUAAUAAGAAAAUUUUGUUGUAUUUCACAUGUGUUUUUAUAAAUGAAUUAUUUGUAAGCAAUUGCAUACAUUUGAGAGAAAAAAUCCACAUAUACUUGCAUAGGUUAGAUUGCCUUAUGCCUCAAAACAGUUUAUUUAUGACUUUUAUACAGUAUGUAUUUUUAAACUAGUUUUGGCUGAAAUAAUAUUUUUUAUUAAUUGAGUAUUUCUUGCCACAAGUCACUUUAGAUGAUGCUCUGGUUUGCAUUUCAGUAACAAUAAAAUACCUGGAAAUUGAGGCUUCUUUCUGUCAUGAUAAAAUCGGUCUCAGUAACUUUUAAAUAUUGUUUUUCUAAGAAUGUUUUAAACAAAAAAUAGUGUAUAAUAUAAGGCAGGUCCAAUCUAUUUUGUGAUAUGUCUUUGUAUUAUGUUAUUUACAUUAGGGCUGGUCCUUCACAUUUUAUGUUACCUCAUAUAUACGGUAGAUUCUUUGAAGCUGUGAUAUGUACAGACUUUGUUUCAUUCUAACAUGGGACUAUGAUCAGAGGUACCCAACUGUUAUCACAAUGGCAUGAGUGUUUGUAGUUUGUCUUCUUCAUCACAGUUCCUACCUUUUUUAAUCAGUUUGUUGGUAAAAGCUUUCCAAGUAUCAGUGUUAAAGCUCAUUAUUAUAUUUUUGUAUUUUAAUAUAUUAUGAACUAUUAAAAGGCAUACACAUUAUUUCAAGUAUGGUUUUAGGGUUUUAGUAAGAGGACUCAAUAACCAGGUUAUUAAAAUUACUUUGAAAUUUGAGAUCAGUUAUAAAAUGUAAAUAUAACUAUAAGCUAAGAAGGUAAUAAUAAUAACAACCAGAUUUCAAUUGAUCAUUUAGAGAUUGGGAUUUAAAUAACGGGUUUAAAUGACAUCAAGAAUAUCUUUGACCUCAAGCAUUCUUCUAAUUCCCUUGGACCUGAAAAAUUCUACUAAUUCCCUUGGACCUGAAGCAUUCUUCUAAUUCCCUUGGACCUGAAGCAUUCUUCUAAUUCCCUUGGACCUGAAGCAUUCUUCUAAUUCCCUUGGACCUGAAGCAUUCUUCUAAUUCCCUUGGACCUGAAGCACUCUUCUAAUUCCCUUGGACCUGAAGCAUUCAUCUAAUUCCCUUGGACCUGAAGCAUUCUACUAAUUCCCUUGGACCUGAAGCAUUCUUCUAAUUCCCUUGGACCUCAAGCAUUCUUCUAAUUCCCUUGGACCUCAAGCAUUCUACUAAUUCCCUUGGACCUGAAGCAUUCUACUAAUUCCCUUGUAUAAGACUGCUGUUGAAACCAUGUUGUGUUUCACAGAACAUAGAACCAAUAUUUUUUUGGUUGAAUUUUUUGUCUAAAUCAAUAUAUGAGUGAUGGAAUUGUCAUCAACCUGACCUCAUUAUAAUUUUGAAAUAAAGUCUUGGUUCAUGUACGAGAAUGAUAACAAAAUGUAUGUUGCUUCUUUAUAAACACUACGUAUUAUAUCCGCUAUGUAGAACUUUUGUUUUGUAAUAAAACUAACAUCUUCAAAAAGAA